Drosophila busckii is the source of this 5060-nucleotide messenger RNA. It is a transcript of the gene Ptp4E, whose product is annotated as tyrosine-protein phosphatase 10D. The record is from RefSeq and is a predicted model, not a curated record. Bases 246 to 4982 code for a protein of 1578 amino acids. Gene Ontology annotation, biological process: protein dephosphorylation. NCBI's taxonomy places the organism in Eukaryota, Metazoa, Arthropoda, Insecta, Diptera, Drosophilidae. Gene Ontology annotation, molecular function: protein tyrosine phosphatase activity; protein binding. The transcript is spliced from 11 exons.
GAAAAAGAAGCAAGUGAAUGAUGCGCGUGCUGCAUAGGCGUAAAUGAUUUAUAACAACAAGCAGAGCGCUGUGUAUUAGUGCAAUAUUAAUUUAGUGAGUGUGUGCUACGCAUUUAGCCAGUGCCUUUGUAUUUUUUUUUUUUUUUUUUGGUGCAAAACAAUGUCAUAAUAGUAGCCGAAAACAACAACAACAAAAACAAAGCAACGACAAUAAACUCGUCUGGGUUUUUACUGUACCAACAAAAAUGAGGAACAGACAACAGCAACGACAACAACAAAUGCCGCUAAAGCAACUAACGCAGUUUGUUUUCAACAUUUUGACAAUUUUGUGGUGGCCACAGUUCGCUGCUGGCGCCGAUUUGGUCAUCAAUGUGCCGAAUGUGAGCAGCAACGAUAAUGCGUUUUACCGCAUCGACUACAGUCCGCCCUAUGGCUAUCCGGAGCCCAAUACGACAAUUCCGGCCAGCGAAUUGGGUCAGGAUAUACAAUUGUCCCGAGUCCUGCCUGGCAGCGAAUAUAACUUUUGGUUAUACUAUACGAAUUCUACGCAUCGGGAGCUGCUCACGUGGACGGUGAAUAUAACAACGGCUCCUGAUCCGCCGGAUAAUCUGAAUGUACAGCUGCGUUCGAGCAAGAGCGCCAACAUCACAUGGCGUCCACCCGGGCAGGGUAAUUACUCGGGCUUCAAGAUACGCAUCUUGGGACUGACAGAGCCGCCGCACAGUGAAUUCAAUCGCAGCUAUACGCUGAUGGGCAACGAUACGCUGCAGUUGUCGGCCAAGGAGCUGACGCCGGGGGGCACGUAUCAGGUGCAGGCCUAUACUAUAUAUCAGAAUAAAGAAUCUCUGGCGUAUACGAGUCGCAAUUUUACCACAAAGCCGAAUACGCCGGGCAAGUUCAUCGUUUGGUUUCGCAACGAGACGACGCUGCUGGUGCUGUGGCAGCCACCGUAUCCGGCGGGCAUCUAUACGCACUACAAGGUGUCCAUAACUCCCGACGAUGCCAUCGAUAGUGUGCUCUAUGUGGAGCGCGAGGGCGAACCGCCGGGACCGGCGCAGGCGGCCUUCAAGGGUCUGGUGCCCGGACGUGCCUACAACAUAUCCGUGCAGACAGUGUCCGAGGAUGAGACGUCGAUUCCGACUACAGCGCGCUAUCUGACGGUGCCGGAGCGACCGCUCAAUGUGAGCUUCGAUGCCAAGUUUACGACGACGAGUUCGUUUCGCGUGCGCUGGGAACCGCCGCGCACGUACAGUGAGUACGACAGUUUUCAGGUCUCGCUGCUGUCCACGCGUCGCGUGUUUACUGUGCCGCGCACCGAAACGGAAACGAACAGCGUCUACUUCGACUAUCCCGAAGUGCUGGAGGCGGGCAAAACCUACGAAGUGGUGGUCAAAACUAUUUCCGAUAAUGUCAACAGCUGGCCAACGAAUGGAAAGAUUACGCUGCGUCCCAGAGAGGUGCGCAGUCUGCGUGGCUAUCUCGACGAUCGCAACAAUGUGGUGCACCUGAGCUGGGAUCCAGCGGAGAACAGCAAGCAGGAUGGCUAUAGAAUAAGUUACUAUGAGGAGCACGCAGCAGAGGAGGAGGCGGCGGAGGCGGAGGCAAGCAACUCGCGUCCAGUGCAAACUGUAAAGACAGACAAAACAGAGUUUAAGCUGGAGGCAUUGCUGCCAGGACGUCGUUAUCGCAUCGAUGUGCAAGCGCUGUCCAAUGGCAGCAGCUCCGAUCCGAGCAGCCUGCUACGGGAUACGCGACCCGCCGCGCCCAUCAUACAACAGCUGCAUAGCAUACAGCAAGGAUUGAACAUCAGCUGGCGCAGCGAUGUCAACUCCAAGCAGCAGCGAUACGAGGUGCACUACCAGCGCAACGGAACGCACGAGGAGCGCACCAUAAGCACCAAUCAGACAAGCAUCACCAUUAAGUAUUUGCAUCCGGGUGCGGGCUACGAGAUCAAGGUCUAUGCCAUCAGCCACGACAUACGCAGCGAGCCGCAUGCUUAUUUCCAAGCUGUCUUUCCCAAGCCACCGCUGAAUCUUACGCUGCGCACCAUCAACACAAAUCUCGUGCUGCUGCAAUGGCAGCCACCUGUGGAUAGCGACUACAGUGAAUACGCCGUGCGUUAUCGCACUGCCCUCUCGCCCUGGCAGCGUCUGCCCAACGUGCAUGAGCCCAGCGCACACAUCAAGGACAUGCACUAUGGCGAGCGUUAUCUGGUGCAGGUCAACACUGUGAGCUUUGGUGUGGAGAGUCCAGCGCCGCUGGAACUGAAUGUUACGAUGCCGCCACAGCCCGUGUCCAAUGUGGUGCCGCUGGUGGAUUCGCGUAAUUUGACACUCGAGUGGCCCAAGCCAGUGGGACAUGUGGAUUACUAUACGAUCAAGUGGUGGCCCACUGACGCCAGUCAGCAAGUCGAAUAUAAAAAUGUGUCCCUUAAAGAGGAGAAGCCCUCCUCCGCCGCCUUGAGCGUGCGCGUGCCCAUUGAGAAGCUGUCGCCAGGACGUCAGUACAAGUUCGAGGUGCAGGCGAGCUCCAAUGGCAUACGCUCGGGCAUUACGCAUCUGUCGACACGCACCAUGCCGCUAAUACAGUCGGAUGUGUUCAUAGCCAAUGCCAAUGAGGAGCAACAGCAGGCGGAGCAGGAGCCAAACAACAGCAUCACGCUGAGCUAUACGCCCACGCCCAGUUCGAGCACGCGCUUUGAUAUUUAUCGCUUCUCGCUGGGCGAUGCGCUCAUCAAGGACAAGGAGAAGCUGGCGAAUGAUACGGAGCGCAAGUUGAGCUUUACAGGAUUGACACCUGGACGGCUGUACAAUAUAACAGUGUGGACUGUAAGCGGCGGCGUUGCCAGUUUGCCCAUACAGCGUUUGUAUAGGCUGCAUCCGCUGGCCAUCAAAGAGCUGCAGGCGACAGAGCUGAGCGCGCGCGAAAUUACAUUGCAUUGGACUGCGCCCGCUGGCGAGUAUACGGACUUUGAGCUGCAGUAUUUGCAGGGCGAGGAGCUGCUGCAGCAGGCGACAAGCGAGACGAGCAUUAAGCUGGCGCAACUGCAGCCAUAUACGAACUACACGUUUACUGUAUCCACGCGCGCUGGCGGCAACACGCUGAUGCGCAGCAGUGCGCCCAUAUCGAUAAGCUACCAAACGCUGCCAGCAGCGCCUGGACGCGUGGAGGAGUUUCAGCCCAGCGAUGUGCAGCCGGCGGAAAUAAGCUUCAAGUGGCAGCUGGCGGCGGCGGAGCAGCAUGGACCCAUUGAGCACAUGCGCAUUGAAUGCCACAAUGUUGCCGAUGCUGCGGACAGCAGCAGCUACGAGCUGCCCGCAAAUGCCAGCGAUGCGCGCAUCGUUAAUCUGGUGCCGGGCAACACUUACAUCUUUCGGCUGCAGGCCAAGUCGGCAGCUGGACUGGGCUAUGGCGCUGAGCGCGAGUACAGGCAAACAAUGCCCAUACUGGCGCCGCCAACGCCGCCCUCAAACGUUAUGCCCAUCAUUGUGGCCAGGAGCAGCUUCACCAUACACAUACGCUACAAGCAGAACUACUUCAGCAAUGCGCAUGGACUGGUGCGCUACUAUGCCAUCAUUGUGGCCGAAAAUGUGGGCAAGAACGCCAGCGGACUGGAGAUGCCCAGCUGGCGAGAUGUGCAGUCGUACACCGUGUGGUUGCCCUACCAGGCCAGCGAGCCGUACAAUCCUUUUGUGAAUAGCACGCGCAAUGGCGUUGAGGAUUACAUUAUAGGCAGCGCCAACUGUGAGCUGCCACGCAGCGGCUACUGCAAUGGUCCACUUAAGUCCGCCACCACUUAUCGCGUCAAGGUGCGCGCCUUUACCGAUGAGGACAAAUUUACGGACACCGUCUACAGCGAGCCCAUUACCACCGAUCGCAACGAUGGCUUCUGGCUAGCGCUCAGUCUGUUCAGCUGCAUUUUGCUGUUUGCCAUUGGAUUGCUUGUCUACUUGUAUCGCCAGCGCUGUCAGCGCCUGCGCCGCGCCAGCAAUAAACUUGCCUGCAUGCAGGAUGAGCUCACCACGCUGCCCGAUGGCUUCAUUGCGCCCAAUCGUCCCAUACAUGUGAAGGACUUUUCGGAGCACUUUCGCCUCAUGUCCGCCGACUCGGACUUUCGCUUUAGCGAGGAGUUCGAGCAGCUCAAGCAUGUGGGCCGCGAUCAGGCCUGCAGCUUUGCCGAUCUGCCCUGCAAUCGUCCCAAGAAUCGCUUCACCAACAUUCUGCCCUACGAUCAUUCGCGCUUCAAGCUGCAGCCUGUGGACGAUGACGAUGGCAGCGACUACAUCAAUGCCAACUACAUGCCUGGCCACAAUUCGCCGCGUGAGUUCAUCGUCACGCAGGGACCGCUGCACUCCACGCGCGAGGAGUUCUGGCGCAUGUGCUGGGAGAGCAAUUCCCGUGCCAUUGUCAUGCUGACGCGCUGCAUCGAGAAGGGGCGCGAAAAGUGCGAUCAGUACUGGCCCAUUGAUCGCGUGCCCAUUUUCUAUGGCGACAUCAAGGUGCAGCUCAUUACGGAUACGCAUUUCCACGACUGGUCCAUUUCCGAGUUUAUGGUCUCGCGCAACUGCGAAUCGCGCAUUAUGCGUCACUUUCAUUUCACCACUUGGCCGGACUUUGGUGUGCCAGAUCCGCCACAGUCUCUGGUGCGCUUUGUGCGCGCCUUUCGUGACGUCAUCGGCACCGAUAUGCGUCCCAUCAUUGUUCACUGCAGCGCCGGCGUUGGACGCUCCGGCACUUUCAUUGCUCUGGAUCGUCUGCUGCAGCACAUCAAAAAGUCUGACUACGUCGAUGUCUUUGGCAUUGUCUUUGCCAUGCGCAAGGAGCGCGUCUUCAUGGUGCAAACGGAGCAGCAAUAUGUGUGCAUCCAUCAAUGUUUGCAGGCGGUGCUGGAGGGUAAGGAGCAUCUGCUGGCUGAUUCACGUGAGCUGCAUCAGAACGAUGGCUACGAAGAUGACGAGGGCAUUGCUGAAACAGGCAUCUGAUCCAGCCAGGAGAGAGAGUGACGGACACACAGCGAGUGAGAGCGAGAGAGAGAGAGAGCAACGUUGCUGAUAUUUAUA